UAUGGAUAAAGAAACUAAAAAUUCUGAUGAAAUAACUUAAUAAUUGAAUGGUAUAGCCUAAAAAUUUCAAGAAGAAAAUAUCUAAUUUACUUACAAAUUCAUGGGUGAAUGGGUGCCUUAGGAAACAGAAAAAGUUUCAUUCACAAUAGACACCUAAAAGUUGAGUUUUCAUAUUAAGGGUAAAGAUCCAUAUGGAACUUGGAAUCAGAUAGGCUUAAUAACUAUUAAUAAAAGUAAUCAAGUUGAAACAUUUUCAAGAAAACUUUAUGAUGAUUCUUAUCUUCAUGGAGGUGAUGUAUUAAUAUAUUAUGGAUAAUAUGAUAACUCUAUUUAGACAUUUAGUGGAAAUUGGUACUACCUGGAGGGAUAAUAAAAAGGAGAAUGGUCUCUAAAAUUUUAAAUUUAAUGA
Messenger RNA from Paramecium pentaurelia, 409 nucleotides. The record is from the annotation of a GenBank genome assembly. NCBI's taxonomy places the organism in Eukaryota, Ciliophora, Oligohymenophorea, Peniculida, Parameciidae.